UGAUGGCGUUUUAAUUGUCAUGUUUUAGUCACAUUUUCUGUACAUUCAUUUUAUCAACUUAUGUAGAUUUUGUCCUCUUUGAUAACAAACAAAAAAAAUCUGACUAUUAAGCUUGUGUUAGUCCUGCAGCAGCCAAUGCAAAACUGGUCGUAUAACCGACCUCCUUAGUGGGAUAAAGCUGAUGUUUAUGUUUAUUGAUUUCUUUUUUUCUUGUUUUCUAUGAAGCAUCUUUGUUUAAAGUAUUCAUUUUAAGCGAAUUAAAUCACACCUCUGAUGGUUGACAUGAAAUCAGAUAGCCAAAGGGACAAGCUGAAUGAACUUAAGUGCAUGUUUGGAAAUUCUUCAACAAUUUAUUCUUAAGUCAUAAUCAGUUAUGGUUGCUGAAGGCUUGACUGUAGCUUCCUUCAGGUUUUUGGUUUACGGAACCGGUGUUGUUAAAAAGUGAUUCAAGUAGAUGACUAGAGAAAUCCAAAAUUUUCAGGUUCAAUUGAUGCUUUUAGAAGGAUUCUAGCCUGAGGGCAUCACAGGUCUUUAUAAAGGUUUUGGUACUGCAAUGUUCCGAAGUGUUCCCGUGAAUGCAGCAUGCUUCUUGGCGUACAAAAUGACAAGAUCAGCUCCGGAUGAUUCUUUCAUCAGCAAACUGGUAACAUUAAGAUCCCAUUUGGGGGCAUUUAGAGAAAAUUCUCCAUUCAGAUGAAAUAUUUAGAAAGAAAACAAAGAUGUGGUGGCAUCAAUGUUCCUGCUGCAGCUGAGAAACAAUCUUCUGAUUCAGAAAUCAAAGAGGCUUACUUUAAAGGAACAUUGUUGGAUCGUGUGGCCUCACUAGAACACAGGCUUUUCCAGCUUUGCGUAGAGGUGGAUUCAAGUGGCAGCUCUUACCCUCUGUCUCGUGCUUCUACACGAACUUCUGGAGAGUCUUCAUCAAGCCAGGGAUCCAAGGGAGAAAUAAGUUACUCAUUUCCAACCUUCAACAAUUUACCAAAUCAUGGAGAUAAAGGAAUCCCUCAGAAUCAUAAUAACAAGACACUUGAAUUCCAGGAAAAAUCUGAAAAUUUGCAGCAUCAAAAGAAAAACCCAUGCCCUGAUCCUAAGAAGCAAGUGGUGGUGAAGAACAGAGCCAAGAAGAAUGAAAAGAAACCCAAGAGUGCAAAGAAACAGAUUGCUCCUACUAGUUGGCCACAUUUAAAACUACUUGGCUGCUAAUUAUGCUCUUGACCUGGAUUAAUUUCUUUUUACUACUACUUUUAAUUGGUGUUGUUCUGGACAUUAAUUAUUAGAGAUUUAUGUUGUUGGAUUUGAACUAUGUGGUUUAUUGCUCUCCCAUAAUAAAGUACUACUAUGUGAG
Messenger RNA from Lotus japonicus, 1345 nucleotides. RefSeq lists its product as uncharacterized. NCBI's taxonomy places the organism in Eukaryota, Viridiplantae, Streptophyta, Magnoliopsida, Fabales, Fabaceae. The transcript is spliced from 4 exons. The record is from RefSeq and is a predicted model, not a curated record. The coding region runs from base 694 to 1203 and encodes 169 amino acids.